UGUAGCCCUUUGUUAGCACUGCCAGCAUUCAAGUCUGUCCUCUGACUGCAGUCAUCUAUGAACCGUUAUUUUUCCCCUCCCUGCUUUCCUCUUUGUCUGACUCGUUCUAUGUCUCAGUCUCCCUGAAUCUUUUUCUCACCUCCCUCUAUUUUUAGCUAAAUAUCUGACCCCUCCCACCCGUUUCCUAGCUCCAGCUCUUGCUGAAGCAUUCCUGACCUAUAUUUGAGCACAGCCUUGUCUCACGCGCUGCCCAGUUUCUGGGUUAGUGGGCCAGCAAGGGAGAAAGUCUCUCUUUCUUUAACACUUAGUUCUGUGGCUCCAGGGAUCUAAGCGCUGAAUAUUAGAUUAGCCAGUGUAUAAUACUUGUGUGGCAUCUCUCUAUUUAACCUCACUACCCAUAAACUCUUGUGAGCUGUAACAUGUUUAUAAAAGUUUAACAGAAAAACCGCAGAUUAGUCUUAAACCUGAACAAUUUUGGUGUUAUAUUCACUUGCUGCUCAUUAUCAGCCUUUUCUAGCUAUACAUUUCUUACCAGAUGAGACAAGAUUUUUAAAGUUUGACCAAUUUGAGAGAAUUUAUUUCCAGGUAAAUAAUGUUGUCACAUACUCUGAGACGACAAUGCCAAAGAAAUGGUUCCCAGGUCAUGAGAUUAUAAAGUCAAAAGAAUAUUAUUUAAUUGCAGCAAGUCCUAUAUUGUGAUCUAUCUGUGCCUUUAGGUUUCUUAGGAGGUAUUAAAUUAAGAAGUGUGAGUGUGUCCUUUUGAAAACCAAUAUGACACAACAAGCAACUGUGUUUCUGCCAUUAUAUGACGUCAGAAGUAGGAAAAUAGCAGAUGUAAAGUCAAAAUCACUUGCAUUAUGUUUUCCACAGAGCUUGCUCUGGCCAGGUGGGACUUUGUUACCUCCCAGUGUGUUGGUUAAGUUGACAAAACAUUCCCUUGUCACCCUUUUCCAAACACAGGCAGUGGGGCCUGUCUAGGCCUUUCAACUGAGUAAUUCAUAAGCGAGAUUCUUGCCUGUUCUUCAUUGUUAAGCAAAUAUAUCUUGCCCUUCAUCAACUGCCAUCUGAUAGCAAUUUAGUGAUUUAUGCCCAGAAAAUAACCACACUCAGCCUGCCUGGUUUUUGUUUUUUCCUGUCUGGGUGUUUUGGAAUCUAUUCAUUGACCCAUACAUACAUAGGAAACUGUACAUGGUCAUACCUGUAAGAUCUGUUGAAAUCUAUUACACGUUACCAGAUCUCUUGACUAGAUUAUUUAGACUGUGCACUCAAAAAAGAGAAACAGUAACAUGUUAAUGUUUCAAAAAGCAUAUACUUCAGCCUUGUUUUGAUUUCCCCACUCUCAGUGAUGUAAUACAGGCUAGUGUUUCAGAAUGUAAAAACAAAUCAUGUGCUCAUUGCUAAUGCUUGCCAGACAUGCAGUUUUGGUCACAGCUCUCAAUCCUGUAGGGGAAUUUUGCACAAGGAAGAUUAAUGCUGUAAAUUGGUGAGUCAAACAAAUGGAUUUAAGGGAUGUCAAGGUGUAGGAAUUAAAACAGAGUUACUAAGACAGUGUUGUCUAUUUUUUAUUUCUGCAAACUCUCUUUUGUUAGCACUACCUCCUAAUAGGGAACAUUUAGACGGAGAACAGAGGUCAUGGGUCACAGAAACAGCAGAUCAAUAACAAGGCUAAAAGAUCAGACAGUGGUUAUACAGGACAAGAGACUAUUGAGGGUUGCCAUGGGUGACCAUCCAACUAAAGCCAGACAUGCUAAGCACAGGAUUAGCUUUCUAACACAUAGCCAUCUGGAGGCUCAGAUAGAGGUUGCACCCCUCCCCACUGUCUGACAAGCUGAGACAGACUGAGUGACCUACAUCCUGCAAUACGCCUCGAGCACUGGAGUCUGAUUCUGCCAGCUUAUUAACAUAGCCUUGUUGAAAAGUGGUUAAAAAAAAACAGAACCCUGAAAACAAGCAAAAAGAACAGGUCACAUUGGCCCUAAGCUAAUAGCUUCACAUUCUUAAGACUUCAAGAACUUUUCUCCUUUUUCUGCCCUGUUUAUCCCAUUGGCUGUUGGAGUGGCUGGUUUGGGCGUGCACUGGAUGAUUAACCCUAGUUAAAUGCAGGAAACUGUCACAGAGGCUCGCCUAUUUUUGAUAUUUUUAGCCAAUCUGGACACUUAACAAAGACUAUUACUUAUUUUUAUUUAGGAACUUCAAAUGCAAAAUCAAUGAGGUUGACCCUGACUGCAGCUAAAAUUCCUCAUAAGAUUUUUGCUGAUCCAGCUACUUAGUCAAACAUUCAACACUACUAAAAGGUGGAGACUUUACAGCCAUUUUGAUAACCACCUUUCCCCUCCACCCCAUCCCUAAUAUUCCCAUCAGUAACCAUUUCUGAUGGUAGCAAGGAGAUUCCAAACUGGAUUCCUCUAAAGAAUAAUGGAAAGCUUGAACUCACAAAGCCCAGUAAAUUCCAGUGUAGGCAAAACCAUAGAGAAUAGAGAAACUUUCUCAGGCUAUAACAACACUAUUCCUUCACCCAAGGGCAACCCUCGUUCUGUCCGACAUUUAAAAGCCAAGCCAAACAUGACCUGCCGGCGCAAGCGUGAGUUUAUCUCCGAUGAGAAGAAAGAUGCCUCCUACUGGGAGAAACGCCGCAAGAACAAUGAAGCAGCUAAACGCUCCCGGGAAAAACGGAGACUCAAUGACAUGGUUUUGGAGAAUAGGGUUAUUGCACUGAAUGAUGAGAAUGUACGUCUAAAAACAGAACUCCUGCAGCUGAAACUCAGAUUUGGCCUCAUCAGUGCAGCCUCCUACAUGGAGAAGAGCCAGCAAAUUGGAGGAACAAUGAAUGGAAGUUCUACUUGCUCUUCCUCUUCUUCCAGUCAUUUCUACCAAGGCUACUCUAGUGGCUCCCAAGUGAUGAACUCUGAUUCUUCAGAGACUGAGCUGUCUGUCCGGGGUGAGGGACUUGCACAGUUAGUUAAGUACUCUCCUAGAGGUUCUCUCUCAGAUAUGUCUGAUGGUUCUUCCCGUGACAGUCCAGAGCCAAUGAACUAUGAUAUCAAGCAGGAAGGGCCAGGGAUAGACAUGGACAUUGCAAAUAACACGACCACACCAAUUAUGUUCAACAUCUCUCGUGAUUUGUCCACAACACAUACCUUUCAAUCAGGAUAUCACAGCCACCAACAGCAGCCUCAGCACCAAGAGACUGUAGUCAGUGCUUCUGCGCCUCCAGUGCAAACUGCUCAAAGAAGUGUUAUCUUAUAUCGCCCUAGCAGUGUCUCAUAUCCUGUAGAGAGUUCAAGACCUCAGGAAAUCUCUCAACAGAGACUGUCACAGGUCCUACUCCAACCUACAGAGCGAGCUACCAAAAGCACUGAAAGCCUAUCAGAGGCAACCAGUCAGCAUGAAAGUAAGACUUUAGACACUCUGCCUUAUGAAUACUUAGAUGGAGAAGCAGCAAUGAAACCAGCAUACAGGGCCCAACAUCAGCAGCUUGUGGCUAGUUGUCAGAAGGCUGAGACUAUGGCACCAGACCUUUGCAGACAAGGGGGUGAAGAUCUGUACCACUGUGACAGCGCACAGGAUGAGGAGCCUCCAGUACUGAGUUAUGAAGGAGGUCCCAGGAAAGAAGGGUACUAUCAUGGUCACUCAGGAAAUGACACCUCCUUAAGUGAUGGUGAUCCCCGCAAUUCUGACAAAGAUGCAUCCACUGAUGAUGAGUGCCCAUCUUCAUUUUGUCCUGAAACUGGCAGUUAUCACCAGCAAUCCCCUUUGGCUGGAGGGCCAAAUUCGACCCCACAAAGCCAAAGCAGAGACAGUCAAGCAGAGGUCAAAGGUACAGCACUACCGCACAAACUACGCCUUAAGCACAGAUCUCUGAGUAAUGCUGGAUCAGCAACUCAAGAAUCACCAACUACACCACCAGCACAUGUGCAUCUAUUACCUCAGCACCCUUACCUGGCGUUGUUUCAGUCCAACCAGCAACUACAGGUUGGUUGAGAAAGGGAGAGCCAGGGGUUUUCACUUCAAUAGAGCAAAGAAGGAUGGAUUCUGUAAAGAAAAUCCUGGUGUAUGCAAUAGUAUGAAUAAGAGGCCUGACCAAGGAUGAGGGACACUAUGGGACCCACUGUGGUAGAAUGCUAACAGACAUAUCCUGUAGCCUUUUCCCGCCUGGUAUUGGUGUGCAUUGGGAGAAGAGACAUAGAUAUAGAAAUGUCAGUCCCAAAAGCAGACAUUAACAUCUGGGUAAACUGUAUUAUACUGUAAAGACUGCUUUGUUUCUGUAUCUCAUUCUAUAAUUACAAAAGCACUUGUGCAGCAAACGAGAGGAGUGAACUAACUGUUCACAUUUUUCCCAAUCAUAAUUUGUUAUAAGAUGAUGUCAAGGUAACAGCAAACAUGGCAAUAGAAACCAUUUGUGAGGCAUUCUAACCCACUCACUAACUGUAAAUGCCUACUGGUUUGUGUCCAUUUUUAUACCAAAUCAGAGACUAGCUGUUUACCAGAAAACAUAUCAAAACAUCUGGGAAUAUUCCCUUGACCAAAGAAAGACAAUAGCUUUACAUUUCAUACCUCUGCCAUACAUAUUUUUAAUUUUCCCUAUUCCUGAAAACAUAUUCACAAUCACAGACAUCACUUUCUCUUGUCCAGACACUUGGUUUGUAUAUUACUGUGAUAUAAUUAUUAUAUAUAAAUAUAUAUUUUAAGAAUAAAAUCAAGGUUUUUUUUUUUUUUUUUUUUUUUUUUGAAAAAAAAGAAAAAAAAACUACAUGGGCAAAAAGGAUUUAGACGACUCACUAAUUUGUCAAAAAUACAGUAUAGUAUCAUUGUGUUUACUGUUCAGGUGUCAUUUAAGUACCUUUUUUAUUGUUUAAUUGUUAUUUUAAAAGUUCUCAUUGUUUUCAGUAACUUACCUUUUUAAUGAAAAUCAAAAUGCUUAAAAAAGCAGAGGUAUGUGGGAUGUCAUAGAUUAAACAGUGCAAUUUUAAUGCAUUUACAGCAAUUACAUAAGACUGGAAAUAAAUAAAAUGUAACCAACAAAAAUGCUUUAACAGGUCCAAGCUUUUACAAAUAGGUAACUGAGUUACAUCAGUAUUAAGAAGCUGCUGUUUGCAGCCAUGAUUUUGAUGUCCUGCCCUUGAACUCUUACUUAAGCCAUUCUGAUGUUCACAGAAUCUGUAUGUCAGUUGUAGGCACAACCAUACAUAUUUCCCUUUACUUUUCAGAGUGAAUACUCUUACUGAGGACAGGAACAAUCUAACUUAUCUUACUGAAAAAAAAAUGAGAUUUUUUUUAUGUGCCUCAUUUAGACUCACUGUCUUUUUAAUUUUUAAGUCAAGUCUACGUCAUGUCAGUCUUGCAUAAAGCACUUAUUAAUGUAUAAAUGUAAAGUUUCUUCUACCCUGGAUGACACUGUAUUCUGUGCUUUUUAUUUUUUAAUUAUGUGUGAUUUUUGAGAAAAGUGUUGUACUGUUUUCAUGUAUUUAAACUCCCCUCUGUCAUUUUCACCCCUUUCCCUUUUCAAAGCCUUUUCCCUCAUUCUAUCAAUGUGUAUUAAAUUCAGUGAUCUUUGUGUUUUCUGUUCAUAUGUUCAUGAAAAAGAAACAAAGAUUCAAUAAGACUUCUGUUAUGGAGUGACACUGUUGUCACAAUCUCUGUUCUGAAAUGGAUUCAUGAUGUUACAACACUAAUAUACAUCAAAGACAAUGGGUGCAUUUGAAAAAAUAAAAUAAAAAAAAAAAAACAAUAAAAAGGAUAUUGCUUUUCUGAA
This is a messenger RNA of Ictalurus punctatus (channel catfish), 5752 nucleotides long. RefSeq names its product nuclear factor, interleukin 3 regulated, member 2 (gene nfil3-2). The coding region runs from base 2416 to 3981 and encodes 521 amino acids. Gene Ontology annotation, molecular function: DNA-binding transcription factor activity; DNA binding. NCBI's taxonomy places the organism in Eukaryota, Metazoa, Chordata, Actinopteri, Siluriformes, Ictaluridae. Gene Ontology annotation, cellular component: nucleus. Gene Ontology annotation, biological process: regulation of DNA-templated transcription; circadian rhythm. The record is from RefSeq and is a predicted model, not a curated record. The transcript is spliced from 2 exons.